AGCCAAGUCAAAGCUAAGCAAAAUCCACAAGCGCAUAUGUACAAAACGCAAACGAAGCCUCCUUGGGCCUGUGGUCUCGGUUUCACCUAUGGUUUCACUUUGUGCGAGUGUCGUAGAAGGCGCUCGGUGAAGAUGCCGCGAGCAACCAGCGGUUGUAGCUAGCCUAAGCCUCAGAAUGCUAGGCCCAGCAGCUGCUGUGGCGCUGCUUUGGGCGUGCUUGGUGCAGCCGACGCCGGCGCAGCUGAUCAUCAACGUGCGGAACGCGGGCGGCGACUUACUUCGCGAGCGGCUGCUAGCCAACACCAGCGACGAGACCAUCACUCUCGAAUUCCAAAGGGCUGAUGGCACGCACGUUACCCAGCUGAUCGACUUCCGCAUGGAGGUGCAGGUGUUCCGGGUGGUGGUCCUGGCCGAGGAAGAGCAAGGCCACAGGGAGCCUCAGGUCCUGUGCUUCCUCAUCCGCUUCAACCGCCUGGGCUUCAUCUCGGUUGAUGCCAUGUCCAAGUUGCGGCAGCGCAACCCAUUGGCCGAGCGAGAGCCUGAGGAUGACCGUGGCCGGGAGCUGGUACAGCUAGACCUGAGCGUGGACCUGUCCCGUGCGGGCCUCAUUUCUCCACACGUAGCCGCACUGUGUGCCGAUGCCCCCCAGGCAACCUUUGCUCGACAAGGGGACAUGCAAGCAUGGGCUGCCUCGCCUGCACGCCAAGCAUCCGGCCAGGACCCACUUUUGCUGGCAACUGCUGUGCGUCCGGCACCAGGAGCAACACACGCAGCUGCAGGGCUGCGUUGUGGUGCUCUGCCUCACACUUCGUCGGGUCCAUGUGGCUGCCGUCUGCAGCUGUGCGUUGCCUGGUUUCCAUGUGGCCUCAAGUGGUGCCGUGAUGCCCGCCGAGCUGCCUUCCGCUGUGGCAUUCGCUCUUGCCGCAAGUGCCGAGAAUUUCGUUUUCCUGUGACCAACCGCUUGCAGUGCCUCUGGGAUGAUGCCUCCACUUCCUGAUGGUUGCUGGCUUCGCUUGCCUACCAUGGCAGGCCUUAGAGGCGCAGUGCUGGCGAGCAUGGUCUCUCGAUAGCCACGGCCGAGAUGCAGCUGGCAGAGUUUAACUACUCUGCAGUCGACUCCUGUUAAUUCAAGCUCGACCAUGAGUAUCACAUUUGCAGUGAUAAGUGUCCUGAACUCUCCCUCAGCUCAAUAUGGUGUAGUAGGCAUUGAGCGUGGUCAAAGUCAGCCACCCAGGUCAAUGUGCAGGCACGGCAGUGUUGCCAGGCACACGCAUUAUUUGCAUGGUCCUCGCAAGGUCAACAUAUGGUCAUAAGUCUAAUAUAAGAUGCAUGAAUGAAUAAAUUCUGCGAACAAAACUAUAAUUUAUUAUGUGAGAAUAUGUGCAUAGGCAUAUUUUUAGACUUUUCUAAAAACGUCACAUGAUGCGCAGACAAACAAACUAAUUAAAACCUUGGUAAACAGUUCUGCCAUCUUGCAGUUGUCACAAUUUUUUUCAAAUGUACGUGAAAAUGUACUGGUUGACUUCUUUGUCAAUAUAUUUAUUUCAAAAUGAACAUUUUUAACAAGCUAUGUUGCCAUUGUUCAAUGCGACAUGAAUGUCCUUCAGCAGCUUUUCUUUGGCCAUGGCGUACUAUGCUAUUGUUUUGCCCCAGAAAACUGUGAAAUUAGGAUUAACUGAAAACUCUGUUUAAUCCUAUAAUACCAUGAUAGCAAUGAGCAUAAAAUAUACCAACCAUAUUAUUUUAUUUAUCUUGCCUUUUAUUUUAAGCACAUGGUGGUAUACAGUUGAACCUUGCAAUAACAAAAUCAGUAGGGAACAUGAAAAAAUUUGCCUUUGUGAGAAUUUCGUUGUUGCGAAAUGAGAUUACACAAAUAGGCAAUGCGUCGCAGAAAGAACCUUUGCUGUCAAAAUUCUGUUGGCCUCCCAUGGCAAGCUCUGCUUAAGGAUUUAGUACAGCAUUGCCAGCAGUACAAAGUGCGCCGCAUGCGUCGAUCAGCAGCGGAAGCACUGCCGUGGAGCAGUAUUCUUGGUCAACAAAUAGCUUUCGCAGGCACGGUCACUUUUGUGAAAUUUUGUGUAACUGCGUACCUUGGCACCGGAUGCAGAGCAGCAGCGCUCCACACAUGCAACAGCAUUUCUCCAGCGCACGCUGUUGCCAGUGGGUGCCGACGCACCCGGUGCCAAGCGCAAAAGUGAUCGUAUCAUGUAUACUCGAAUACAAUCUAUCGAGAUUAUGGCCCCUUCCCGCAAAUCUAUCUCUGGUGACAAAUCCGCACCCGAUGCCUGUCGGUUGGCACCAAAACCACUGUUCUUGAAGCAAGGGAUAUGUAUGCCUGGAAGAUCGCUCAAUCACAGCCCGAUGCGUAGCACUCCGUGCUGGUACCGCCAAAAACAAUUCCACGUCAGUGGGACAUGGAUUUCCUUGGUUUCGCUGCAUUUUUCUCACAGAGGCGCACAUUAUGCACUGCACUAGGCGUAAACCAUGAUCACAUGUCAGUAGCAACAUGCGUGCCGCUUUAAACAGGCGAUCAACAGACAAGAUAGUGUCAGUGAUGUGUUUCCAGUGCACGUGAUCGGUUCCAGUGCUUUGCUGAUUUUGUCAACAAAAAGAGUGGCGCCCGUGCAUGUGUAAUGUGGUAGUACUUGAUGCAAUUUUAGUGCAAAGCAAAUGCAUUUGAGCACAUUUUGGAGGCUGCUAGCCUUGCACGAGUAGGUAAUAUGUGGGGUUACAUUCCAGCAAAUUUUGUUGAUGUGAAAUUGUAGUACAGCGACAUUUUUGCUGUCGAGAAGUAUGAAACGCAUUGAAUCCUAUGGGCGCGCGCCGGGGUUACGACAAUAUUCUAUUGUGAGAAUUUUGUUGUCAUGGGUUUUCACUAUAGUAAGUUGAAGAAAGUUGUGGAUGGCGCCACAUAUACAGCCGAAGUUAACUGUGUAUUUACAGAUUGCAACUAUCCUCUUUAUGGAACACAUAAAUCUUACUACUACACUGUGUAGUGCAGAACCUCCCAUCAUCAAUUGGUGGAUAGUUCUCAUACAUUUGCAUGUAAGGUGACAUCGCAAGCCACUUUCUGCAUGCGCCAUAAUCAGAGUUGUGGUGCAUGCACUAUGUGUAGAUCUCUUCAUGAGGCAAAGCAAGUAUUUUGCAUCUACUGGUGUCACAAGCUGCACAGGGGCACAUGAUUUUUUUUUUUUGUAUAAUAAUAGGUAGAGCAUUACGCCUCUAAACUGUGCAGCAUUGGUUUGCAGUGAACCCAUAGCAUGACAACCAAAACGUAGCUAUUUGCUUCAAUUAAACAUGAUGGCAGGCUAUUAGGUUUGAAUUAAUACGAUUCGCCAUAACUUACCUUGGCUGGAAGUUGUCUGACGUUUGGUUUAGCUCCAUGAGUGGCAACAGGAACAAGUCCAUUCGAACUUUUUAGCCGCAUGUGAUGCAGCUGGUGCCUGGAAAGAGUCGCAGGAAUGCAAUCCAAGUCUGGCACAAACAUGGUUCUGUGUCUGUGAAUAAAACUGAUGGAAUCUGAAAAGCAACCUCCGAUAAAAGUUUUGCCAUAUUUUACUUAUCCCCAAAACUGAAUUUUGGGACCAUGCAAGUAAUCUGAUUUUUCCUUUUUCUUUUUUAACAUUCAACAAUGUUUGUGACUUACCAGACAAUAUACCUUCACAAGGACACAUUGAUAACUUUGGCUCCAAAUUCUGCUGACAGAGGUGAUCACUUCAGUAUAAAAUACACAGCAAAAAUUAUGCUUUAUUUCAUCAGUAUUCUUGCACUGUAGCAUGAUUUUCUUAAAGCCCUUCAAUGCUGUAAGAAGGUUUCUAAAAAAAAUUUCUUCAGUGAAAAUAAUCUAAAAAACAAUUUUCCAGAAAGAAAAUAGAACCCUAAGUGCGGUGCAAAGAAUAGCAAAUGACGAAGUGCAAAAAUAAAAGAGAAGGUCACAAUGCGAAGUUUGUCACUCAAAGCUUUUCAUUGCAUUUGAUGUGUCAAAUAAUGCCUUGAAGCAUUAGUGCUGCCAUCUGGCAGUAGGGUCACCAGCCAAUUUUUCAGGCACAGAGGUUGUUAAGAAUGUCUGGAAAGCAAAUUCAUAAGAUCAUUUUUAGGGGUGUUCAGAUGAGGAAAUUACAAAUCAAGUAAAUAUAUAGGAAACACAGGAUUUUGGAAUUCCAUUCAUAUGGGCAGGAUAUAAAUGAGCUAAAAGCCAGAUCACCCCAGUUCCUGGUUGUCUUACAACAGCACUUAAGUGGCCAGUGGACCAUGUUUUAAUAGAACAAGCCGGAGAAAUCUAUUGAGAGUGAAUAGCACAUUUACUACAGCCAAAAACCAACAUUUUCCGUGUAUUCUUCCACACAAUUGCCCAAAAAUGGAUGCACGCUGUAACAGCAGUGAUUACGGCUGAAAAUGUUUGUAAUUACAGAGCACCCAACUUUUGUAGCAAUUUGCAUAGGCCCUUUUCCACGGCAGGCAGCUUCCAAUAUUCUGAACGAGCUGUAUUUAGCCAUUACCAGGUAUGAAAUUCUGAAAUUCAAUACUAUUUCAGUUUAAAAAAAAAGUGUUUUAUUUGUAUUCGUAAUUGCAAAUGCAUGUUUGAGGUAAUUUCAUUGCUUCUCGCCUUCCCAACAAAAUUGUGCCAGCUCAAUUUUUUAUUAUCUUGGUCAUCACAGAUAGCAAGUUGGUGAUAAAAAGCUAUUCAGAUUGCUUCUUUAUUAGCCUUGACUGCCAAAAGAUAUCCGGAAAUUGAAGUGCAUUUUCCAUUACUGAUGCUACAUGGAACUGCAACAUAUCUGAAAUAGUGCAGGGCAUAUUAAAAAAAAAAGUUGUAACAUUGCUUGCCAUCUCAAUUUCUGGUUGUCAUUUUACUUUUGCUGCCUGAAUCAGUUCAUGACUACCUUCUAGCAGUGUACCAAGAGUGACUUUAUCAUGAAAGCCUUUCUCAUGCUGGCAAGUAUGGUAGUGGGGAGAUACUUUGCAUAGUAUGACUUAAGGAAAAAUAUAAACACAGAAUGUCCUAAUUCACACAUUAUGUAUGAGCAGAAGAUGGUACUACAGUUAAAACUCAAUCUAACGAAACCCGAUUUUACGAAGUUCCCUAUCUAACAGAAAUUUCCAUUCCCUGGCAAGUAGUCAUAAGGUUCAGUGUUGUCAUCAACCCAAAUUAGCGAAAGUAGCUUGCAUUAAACUGGAUUUUAAAAAGUUUUCCAGAAAUAAAUGAGUAAAAAAAGGUGUGAUUUUUCUAAUUUUGACAUGGACUGGUUAUUUUUUUUCGAGCGUGUGCUCUAACACUAUUGCAUUAAAACACUUCAGCACCCUAGUCACGGCCUUAGCUUUAUUUUGACGAAACUGCACGCCGCGCCCAUGCAUAGAACAAUGGACUCUAAGGGUAUGUAAGAGUCGCUAGCGUUCUCUUACAUACCAGAUGGUGCUAGGGCGGCAGUAGUUGGGCCCCCCUCGUUGACUUUCUACACACGCAGCUGUGUGUUAGUGGCAAGUACCAUGCUGCAGUACCUUUUGGAUGUCACUAAGUUACAAUUCUAGAUUUCAAAGGACUGAAAAAUCCCUUGAUUUUCCGAACUUUCUGAUUUAACAAAAUAAUUUGAGUGUGGUCAUCACUCAGUUAAAUCUAGUUUCAACUAUAGUUACACACAAGAAAACAUGUAGAUUAACAAAACCUGCUGGUAAUAUUUGGAGACACGGAACAUCUUUGGAAAUUUUCAUGCAGGGUGAAAUGUUCGAGUUACAUAACUUUACGGGAUUGAUUUAUGGCAAAACUACAAAUGAGGACAUUUUUAAUCUCUCUUAUUCCUGUGAAUUUCAUUUUAGGGCAUAUAUCAGUAAAUGGAAAGGUGCUUUUAAUUGUAAAUUUAAAUCAAGUGCCACUUUCAUAUCGUGUCAAGUUUCUUAGACAGUUGUUUUUAGAUCGUACAUUGAUUAAUAUAUGCAGGCUUAUAAAAAUGUAUUAAAAAUAAUGUUCAGUAGACGCCAUUUGCGUGGGCUCUCGGGACACAAUGUGAAAACCUUUGUUUAUUCAGCACUAAAAUAGAGCAAACAGAUUGAUGUAACAUAAAUCACACUUUUGAAUUUUUAUUUUCUUUUUUGACAAAUGCUGCAUAAAUUAGAACGUCAGGUAUAUGUGACUUUUCUGGCUAAAUUUAUUUCUUGUUUGCACAUUGAUUUCUUGUUUGCGCUUGAAUUUCGCACAGAAGCAGUAUUUCACAAUGCAUGCAUUUUAAUAUCAUGUUUGGGUGCAUUAUUUGCUUGUUUUAUGCAGAGAAUAUCAGAAGUACGUGGCAUCUGCUGUGAUGCCAGACAGAAAAGAAAGUGCAUUUCUCAGAAACAGGAUGGUGGUGCCAUCUGUCACUAUAAUGGCAAAAUAUGGCAUGGGCCAUGUUUCAUGCUACGUGACAGAUGCCACUAUUUUGUUGCAACCAAGUCUUUCCUUCUGUUGUCUGGUAAUGCUACAGACGUGUCAUUUUGGUUUUAUUCUUAGCCGGAAGGCUCACAUAUACCCAGCGCUCUUAUUCACACAACGUUCAGCAUUUUCAUACUGCCUGAGGAUAGACACUAGCUUUGUCUGUUACGCCAGUAGCUGUGUGGGCACCAGCUUUGAGAAAUAAAUGGAAACAUUCUUAGGGAAAGUCAUUCUUGCCAGUGCCUGAGUUCUUGCAUGACAAAGGCUGUGAGAAGUCGAGAAAUUCUUCUGGUUACUGAGCAUUGCUGGUGUUGACAUACACAUUACAGAACGAAGGGCUUGACUGCACAGAUAUUUUCAUGGCCAGAUAUGUGUCUACUUGCACUCUGGCAAUUGUGGGUAUUAUGGGAACAGUGUUAAGCCCUGGGGUCAGUACAAGCAGACAUGUACGUAUCAUAUCACUGUUCUUAAGACAAAGGACUCAGAAUUCCAUUGAGUGUGCAGAACACAGAAACCUGCCGCAUUUGGUGUAAGUAGCUUCCUUGGCUGAAGCUUGAUGUGUGAAGUAGUAAGAUCGCAACACAGUACGAGCACUGCAGUUGCCAGGUCUUUGUUUGUUAAUGAGCGUGUUGAGGUAGCGUGCUAAACUUUGGCUGUCCCCUGCGUGCUAGCUAGUUCUUGCAGAGAAACUCAUUUUGCAAACAUCUGUUUGCACUUGCAAAAAAACUUGAGACUCCUGCGUGUAGAUGUUUGCUCACAAUUUGUGAGCGGUGACUGGCGUAAAGGUUGUGGGCCAUGUGUGUGCGAGCGGUUCCCUAGGUCUGUGCUUUCCUCACAUAGAGUGAUAUUUGCUUUUCAAUGCCCUCAAUUCUGCAAUCUUACAAGUCUCACUGUGCCUUUGUCCUAAGGGUGCCGCACUAGGCAUACAUGCUUGUCUUGAAAUACUGCUGGUAUGGCAGGUGCUUUGUCAGGUCUGUGAGGCUUGGUUCGCAUUUCUGAGCAUUUGCCUCAUGAUAAGCAUAUUCGGUGGAUAGUGCGACAAUGUCUGCUUCCAGGUGUUCAAACCUCCGGCCACCACUCGGUGCAAAACAGUUAACUUGUAUGUAACACAGUUGAGUUUAUCCACUGGCUAUGCAUGAAAGUGAAAACUUUAUGAUGCAAUAUUCAGUGGUGUUUGAUUUUUUUAUAUUACUGCAGCGAAGUAUAAUAGUUAUGAAGUGUCCUGGCUCGAUCUAUGUUACCUGGCAGUAAUAUUGUUCGAAGGCAACAUGUGGUAUUCUGUGCACGGUAGCUAUACAGGUAAAGCUAGCUGCAAAUGCUGAGCAACACAUUGUUUUCUCUGUGCUUGCAUGUCUGCAUUAGAAGCAUGAUGGUAGCAUUUUACUCUUUAGCAGUGUAAUUUCUCAUGUCCCCAACAAUGUAAUUGUCGGUGCACUGCAGAUUCAGAAUAAUUGAAAAUAGCCAAGUGCCACGUGUUGGGACCUCAGCAAAGCAGUCAACCUUUAUCUGUUCAAACUUGCGUCGGUGAAAGACUGUAGAUUUUUUUAAUUACUGUAUUGCAUUUUUCACUUACAAAGAAAAAGUAUAUUUUGUGCACUGUUCUUUCGUACUGCAAAUUAAGUUAAGCACAUAACUCAAGGAAAUGAGGCUUUGUUGGAUGGUUCUUCUCAGUUGCUUCAAGCAUUUGAAUACGUAGAUUCAAGAUGUGUUCUGAAAUAAGUUGUCUGUUCAAGAAGGCAUUGCUAAUGGCAAGACUAAAGACAAAGUAGUAUUCUGUAUAUGCUACAUCUUGGUUUUGUCAACCCUCUACAAAUGUCUUUUUUCAGCUGCUCUUGGCCGCAGAGGCCACAUAUCUUUGGUACCGCAUGGGCCAAGCAAGCAGGAAGCUUCAGUUUACUGAAAGCCCUAUUCGAAUUAACCAUUAAGAAUACAUUGGAAGCAUUGUUGACUAACCAAAAUUUUUAUUUGUUCAAUAUCAUCAAAAUAACGUGCCAUUUAAGCUUGGAUUAUCAAAAGUGAACUGUUUUACAGGGGCAGUGCAUUUGUUCAUUCUUGAAAAGAGAUAUUUUGUGUGCUUGCAGAAACAUGCCAACUGAAACAUAACACGUCUAUGCAUGCCACAUGAAUGGUUGUACACUACUUUCUGUUGUGUGCGGAUGUGUUGUUACACAUCUGGCAUUAUAUACAGCAGUUCUUUUUCUUCCCUACAUUUUAUUACGAGAUUUUUGGCUGCAAGAAAAGUUGCGUGAUGAACACGUGACCCUGCUUUCGAGAGUUGUGUUUUGUGCACUGAUGUGCCUCGGUGCCUUUUAUUGGGUUGUUUCAUUUUAGGCAACUCAGCACAGUUGGUGCAGCUUAACCAAUUCCUGACGUUAGAUCUUCAAUGCUGCCAAUGCAAUUUGCUAUAUUCAAAUUCCAGAGUAUUCUAAUACAAGCUUGAAUAAAUGUGUUGUUUGUUAAAUUUCUUUAAUUUUUCAGCGUGUUCUGUAGGGGCACUGCAAAUGCCUCAGCACCUCUAGUCGCAGACAAUGUUUGUAUGUUGUCAGCUGCUCUUUAUUGAACUGCCACUAGGCAGCGCUAUUGAACUCACUGAUGCAUGACGGAAUUGAAACUAAGAAUGAUGCUGCAUUCGUAGCUUUUCACCUGUGAGGUCUAGCAUUUAUUCAAAUUUCCAUUGCUGAACAGUCUGAGUACCAUAAUAUCCCGAGUCAUCACUCACGUCUUUUGUGAACAUAAUUGACCAAAGAAGGGGUAUGCAGGCAGUCUCUUUGUCUACAGGCAGAUUAUGUUCAUAUGCCAAGGAUGAAUUGCCAAGAUUGGCCUGUAAUUGAUAUGCUUUAUCAGGGUUUACCAGCAUUGUUCAAGCAAAAUUGUAUCCAAACUUCGUUCCCGUCAAAGCAGUCAAAGGAGGCACUGCAUUCUUAAUGAAGUAACUACAGGCGUGGUCUUGUAAGCUUCCUUUAUUCCUUAACGGCUGUGACACAAGUGGUUUCACGAAGCCCAAGUGCAGUAUGUACACUUUAACACUUUGUCACGGUGUCUCUUUAUUUUUGAAUGUUCCGACAAGUUGAUGACAAGAAAGAAUUCUUGAACAUGGCACCUGAAUGUAAACACAACCCUCUGCUAACCAAAACCAAUGUCAUAGGUUACUUUAGCACAGAGAGUAAUGCAAAAGAAAGGUAAUUUAAGAAAUGCACUCUCAGGUUUGAUGAGAAGGUUGACAAGUUGCUAUGCACGACUGCUGUUAAAUCACGUUCUUUCUUGCAUCAGAAAGCCUCCAAUUCAACAAUAACUGCCGCAUAUGCUUGUAACAAAUAUUUCAGUCAUGUUGAAGAUAGUGCAUCAUCUAUAAUAUGUCCAUAUCUGUAAUCAAUUAAUUUUUGUACUUGUGAAGACUGGCCUGUAGUGACAAACAUUAAUACUUCAGGUUAGUACUUCUUUAUACACAGAUUGUGUCAUAUUUCCAAAUAUAUGUUGGAGUGCUUAAGGCUGCUCAGUUGUAAUUUGUGACUGAGAUGAUUAGGAACACGUAAAUAAAAAGUGUCACUCAACUGCUGCCUAAAUGUGUAUGGGUGUAGCUGUGGCAGUGCACUUGCAAAUCAUGAGUUCUGUGUGGCUUUUGAGGUGGACCACAUCUGGGUGUAUUUUGCAGAAUUUGUAUUUUAAAAUAAAAGGGUUAUGAGCCAUGACUCGGGAUAUUAUAGUAAAUUUUAUCGUGCACUGUCCUGGAGAUGUUCAUAGUGGCAGAAGCUACAUUCAUUUUUGAAGAAUACUGCUUGUUUUCAGCGUAAAAUGCACCGAACAUGUUGGUCACAGUGUCUCAUUCCACUAUUCUGUGCUUGUAGCGAGUUGCAAGUUAAAUCGAGAGAGGGCUUGAUUGCUUAGUUGAGAGCACUACACGUAGCAAGUCUGUGGUGGUCAUAACCUAUGUGGCAAGCAACUAGCAUCUGCAUCAUAUUUAAAGUGUGCUUUGUUGACUGUAGCUCUUAAACCCAAUUAGCUCCAGAUCACUUGGCCACCGUUGAUCCGUGAUCAAAGGUCACCUGUGCUUUGCUACAAGUGUGCUUCAAGAAGCUUAAACGAUAAAGUCCUCACCUUUAGUGCCAUUGCAAGUAUGCAAGUUUGUGCUCGUUGUAAGCUGGAUACUCGGCUAGUGUUCUGCAAACAACCACUUCAAUACUUUUUUCUUGAUAUCCAUUGCCAACUAUAGCAAGUCAGCCAAGCUUGCUGUUUGGCUUGGGAUUUCACAAUGAUACUGCUUUUGUUUGCUAGAUUAUUUUGAUGGGUUUGCAAGACAUAUGUGUGCAUCAACUAUUACGAUCUAAACUGGGCAUGGAUGUGUAAGGUGAUAAAUUGCUGAAGUUGCCAACACUCAAUUAAAGUAUACUUAGUGAUCUAAUUAUCUAUGCUGUUUGCAGGCUAAUGAUUUUUGCAAUGUAUAGUGAAAUGGUUCCUGGUUUUGAGGGAUUACAGGUAUUGAAUUCCUAAUUGAGGCUAGAAGCUUGCUAUGCUCGUCUUGAGUCUUGUUCAAGCUGCUAGGUAGUAGAUCCAUCGGUGGAACUCUAUGGAUCUGUGGGCUGUCAUAUGUUUUGAUGGAAAACUCCACAAUAACAGAAGUGAGUUCUUGCGUGGCAUGUGCACUUCUUAAAUUUCUCACAGCUGCUGCUUUUGCGUUGAUUAUAUUUGUUUCUGCAAUUUGUUUUUGCACUUUUCAUAGUUUUGAUGGUAAGCUUCAGCAAGCAGCAUGAAUUACUCUGACUGUGCAUUGCUUGCUGUGCAAUGUUUUCUUUCUUCCAGCUUGUGUGAUGCAGAUUUUAGAAGCACAUUGACUUUAACUGACUGAAUCUACAGUAGUCCAACUGUCUUAGCACUGACUGCUAAUCGUCAGAAUUCUCGGUGAGCCAACUACUAUGCUCAGUUUGGUAAUGAAUUAAGAUCUUUGCCUUACCCUUUUUGUAAUACUAAUUUCUGCGGGAGUAAAGCCCAGUCAUGUGGUCUCAUUUGAAUCUACACCUCACUAGUUCUACUUUGGAAACCCGCUGUUUUGCAGAAAGUGCUGUCAGAAGAGCUUGUUGGAAAGCCGUACACUUGGCUGCCUUUCCCAUUUUAUAUAUUGUUUGAUGAGCGGACAGAUGGUAUAAAUCUUCACUAUUCACUUUUAACCCUUUGAGGGUCGAUUUUUUUCGCCACAUGCGACCACUCAGGGUCGGUUUUUUUUAUUGCACAUUUAAAUUCUUCAGAGGGAGCUAUUUCGAAAAAAAAUUACUGUAAUUUUUCUAGGCUGACCGUUAAGUGAGAAAAAAAUGUUUGGCGUUGGCAUAUAUGGACUGUUUAUUCAAGAAAAACAAUAAAAAUAGCAAAUAAAGUUAUAAGAUUUUCAAAAAAUUGGCGCAUUGUUAUACACAAUGUGCACACGAGAAAAAUACACAAGAAGAAUGCGCGCACGAAAAUUUUUUGCAAGUCUCAAAUGUUCCUUUUGCACUAAUACUUCUUCAGCGUGUGGUAUUUCUUGAAGCAUGGCUCCACGCAGAGCGGUUUGUUGCACUCAGCGCGCAUGUACCUUGUAUGGUAUGAAGGACUUUAUUUAGGUCCUGAGGGAUCAGUCUGUCCUCGCGAUGUUUUUGCUGCCGAGUGGUGUUGGCGCAGACAUGGCACCUCCUCUGGGUACUGCUUCCCUGAGCAGACGUGGGAGGCAACUUCGGAAUAAAGGGCCAAAAAAGGAAACGCAUGCACGGCAGCAUCCUUCGUAUGCGGACCCCUGUGAGCAACAACCGAGCGGGUAAAGGCGCGCUCACACUAGCGGGAAAGCGCGCAACGCAGAACGUUUCCCGCACGCCGCUUCCCGCACAAACCGGUUUUUCUCCCGCAGACAGGCUGCUCUGCCGUCCCGCAGAGCGAUGGGUCGGGUACCUAUUUUUGCCGUGCCGCUGACGAGAACAGCCAAUGGGGGCCGACCGUGAACCGUGACGUCGGUCCCUGUUCAGUGACCCCGUCGGCGGAGGCAGGAGGCUGCGCGCGUGCUGCGGGACACUCGGCUGUUGCUCGGCGCGCUGUCCUGUGUGUUCCUGCCUCGUUAGGGUCCUCCCUCAACGCCUCCUCUCUCUACAUCCCAAGAACCGCAGCGAGAAAACGCGGGCAGUGUGAUCGUCAUUCCGAGCAGCUGCGACGCAGCGGCGUCGUUUACGCUGUGCCGCUGCGGGAAGUCUCCCGCUAGUGUGAGCGCGCCUUAACAGGCGGUCACCCUUUGAGUGACAAGAACGAAAUAGCCAUCAGUUUUGCGAGCAAAAGAAGCCGAAACCGCGUGCGGAACAAAACCGAAACUAACCGCCGCGCGCCCGCGAGCGCGCCAAUGCGCAAGUGGUAGCAGACGCGCCGGAGCAAGAAAAAAAGUAUAGAACGAAAACUGAAAGAGAGAGACGCGAGAAAAAAAUUUCAUGUAUUCCCACAUAGUAGCACCACAUGCCAGGCAAGAAAAAGUUAGGAAAUUAGCGCGCGUUUUAAACGUACAGACGGCGCCGUAAAUAUACGGCUUCGACCAUUUUCGGACCUGUUCGCGGCGCCGUAUAUUUACGGCAUCGACCUUCCAUGGGUUAAAAGCCAUUCUGAGUGAUCAGAAGUACUAUGGUUAAUAUUCUAACAAUUUCCUUUUAUUGAAACUUGUUGAUCACAUCUGGGCAUUAAAGUGAAAUGGCGAAGCUGCCAGCUUCGGCAUUUCUGUCAAUGUUUCAGUGAUCUGUUUUGUAAUUUCUAGCCUAGCAGCUGUGAAUACUACUUACUGGCUUGUAUACUGCUAAUGUUAUGGCUGUUAUCGCUCCACCUUUUUUUUUCUUUCUUUCUCUGUGCUGGUUGAGCUACUGGCAGUACAUGAUCACUAUGUUGCAAGUUUUAUUGAAAGGAUUUGAAGUGUCUUUGUGUGGUGAACUUUGACAAAUUAAUGAUACAUUUGUGCAUACUGAACCAACAGCACAGGCAACAGGACUACGAGAAGUUUGUUCACUAUGUGUAUGUUCAACCAACUAACCCAAAUUGGCACUUUUGUACUGCACAGUUUUGAUCUCUCUGCUUAUUGAAUUGGAUUAGCAUAAGGUGCUCGUAAGCCAUGUUCAGUUACUCUGAUACUUAACUAUACCAGGAGAUCAAAUUCUUGGCAUUGUUACUGUAUUUAACACGUUGAGAUAUUUCUUUUAAGCAGUAGUUGGAUUGCUGCUGUGUUUGAACAAGUCAUUGAGCCAAUCUUUGGCGAAGGUCUUGACAGUACUAUAGACGUUUGUAAAUUAAGGCAGCAAGAAUGUGCAUGCUUUCAUGUCCCUUGAUGUCAUACAAGACCAGGGCAAGCAUUCCUUGACCCCUUGUAUGGUCUGGUUGUUGACUGAAGAUAGACAAUGGCUUUGCUGAGGCCUUCGUAUUUCAUCUUUUUAGUUGUUUCCAUCUGUUGAUGGUGCGAAUGUGAGGCAACAUUUUGCAACUAGCCCAAGUUACUGUACUUUAAUUAGGGAUGCUGUGAUGUACAAAAUGUGCGUGUGUGGACAGCCGUAUUCAAGAACAAAGUGCAUGGCCUUGGUGGCCCGUACUGAUUGUUUUCAAAGUGUUCUGCCACUGCCAUCUCGUUGGCACAAGGCACCCACUUGUAUCAAGGUCUUCCCUCGGCACACCGUGCCAUAUGCGCAGCAGCUGCUGGAGUGCUCUCUUGCGUGCUCUGCGACUAUUGUUGCUAUUUUACACAAUAAAGUUUCUUUUGUAUGCUA
Molecule: messenger RNA, 14148 nt
Organism: Dermacentor albipictus
Lineage: Eukaryota; Metazoa; Arthropoda; Arachnida; Ixodida; Ixodidae
Gene: oaf
Product: out at first
Source: RefSeq, a predicted model, not a curated record